This is a messenger RNA of Phanerochaete carnosa HHB-10118-sp, 222 nucleotides long. RefSeq lists its product as uncharacterized. The record is from RefSeq and is a predicted model, not a curated record. The transcript has a single exon. The coding region runs from base 20 to 181 and encodes 53 amino acids. Lineage: Eukaryota; Fungi; Basidiomycota; Agaricomycetes; Polyporales; Phanerochaetaceae.
GAACUUCUAUAACACUUCAAUGAUUAUCUGUCCAGUUGUAUUUGGCGCGGUCUUCUCCAUAUUUUCCGAGGCCGUCGUGCUCGUACUAACCUGGGGCCGCACUGCGGAUAUUUUUAUCAAACUGAGGAAGCUAAAGAUGAGGAUGGGCAUUGGCGAGCUGCUCUGGAGGGACGGUGCGUAGUCGACACUGCUUCAUCUCUUCAUCGCUCUGAAUCGUUCCUU